AUUUUAAGAAGUCUUUAAUUUUUUAUAAUAUUAUUAUAAGCUAUUAUUAUAUACAUUUAUUUUGGAAAUUAAAAUAAUAUAUCGCAACGAACAAAACGUAUUAUUUAUGUACUAAGAGUGAUGAAUUCCCAAUUAGUAAAAUUAAGAAAAAAUAUAAUAUUAAACAAUUUUUGGAAAACAUUAUUUUCUAGUCAUGCCUCUUUUCAAAAUAUUAAAAGUAAAUGUUCAACUAAUCACGUGAAAUUCGUACAAAAAUAUUGGUGUGAUAGAUUCAUCAAUUUAAAUCGUUCUACAAAAAGCAAAAAAAAUAUCUGCAAGUGGUUGCUAGCUGCUAGUAUAGUGUAUGCUGGGUACAAGCAAAAAGAUAUAUAUCAAUUGAUAAAUGAAGGAUUUGUUGAGGAAUUUGAAGGAUACUUGAAAGAAAAUCCCAAAGAUGUUAACAAACGUCACAUGUAUGGGUGGGUUCCUUUACAUGUAGUUGCUGUGCAAAAUAAGGUCAAACUAUUAGAAACAUUACUAAAAAAUGGAGCAGAUCCAAAUAUAACUGAUGGAUUUUCUAACAUUUAUCAUGUAGCCCAAAAGUUUAAUGAUAAUAUUUCUAAUGUCAAAUUUAUAAGAGAAAAUUGUUUCACAUCAUCUUUCAAUCACAAUGCUACUGUACAAGGUUUUACAGCUCUUCAUUAUGCAGCAUUAAUGAAUCAUAUAGAAUCUCUAAUACUACUUAUAGAGUUUGGAGCAGAUCCUUACAUAAAAUCUGUUACUGGUCAUAAACCAAUAAAUUUAACAACAGAUGUUCGCGUUUAUAAUCUCCUACUAGAAUAUGAAAAAAAUUAUGAAAAUAUUAAAAGAAAACGUGAAAUUGAAGAGCGGAAACGCUUUCCUUUAGAAAUGAGAUUGAAAGAAAAAAUUGUUGGUCAAGAUAACGCAAUCAAAUCAGUUGCGUCAGCUAUACGUCGCAAGGAAAAUGGAUGGAUUGAUGAUGAGCAUCCAUUAGUAUUUUUAUUUCUUGGAUCAUCUGGAAUUGGUAAAACUGAAUUAGCUAAACAAAUAGCUCACUAUAUGCACAAAAAUAGUAGUGAUGGUUUUAUUCGACUUGAUAUGUCUGAAUAUCAACAAAAACAUGAGGUUGCUAAAAUGAUUGGUUCACCACCUGGCUAUGUUGGUUAUGAUGAUGGUGGAUUUUUAACAAAACAACUGACAAAGAAUCCAAAUGCUGUAGUAUUGUUUGAUGAAGUUGAAAAGGCACAUACUGAUGUGUUAACAGUAUUGCUACAAUUGUUUGAUGAAGGAAGACUAACUGAUGGUCAAGGUAAAACUAUUGAAUGUAAAAAUGCAAUUUUUGUAAUGACUUCAAAUUUAGCCAGCAGUCAAAUUGCAGAACAUGCUGUUGAGUUACGAAAGGAGCAACAAGAAAAUGAACUAAGAGAAAAUAACCGAAUAAUUAACAAAGAAAUUAAAAAUGAGCCUUCAAAUGAAAUGUAUAUAUCAAGAAACUUUAAAGAUAAGGUAGUCAAACCAAUUUUAAAAAAGCAUUUUAAGCGAGAUGAGUUUUUGGGUCGCAUUAAUGAAAUAGUUUAUUUUUUACCCUUUUCUGAACGAGAAUUAAAGAUGAUCGUCCAAAAAGAAUUAAAACAUUGGCAAGAUAUGGCAAAAAGAAAACAUAGAGUUAUUAUUGAAUGGGAUAGUGCAGUAGAACAUGUAUUGAUAAACAGUUAUGAUAUAAGUUAUGGAGCAAGAUCUAUUAAACAUGAAGUAGAACGAUCGGUAGUUUCUCAACUAGCAGCAGCUCACGAAAAAGGUGUUAUUAAAGAGAAUAUUGUAAUAAAAAUUGUUGCAGAUCUUACUAAAGGCGAACAUGGCCAUAUUUUUCUUAAAAUCUUAAAUAAAAAUAAGUUUGUAUCUUUAGAUGAAAUCCAAAAUUGAAUCAUUUGUUAUAUGAAUAUAUUGAUAUUGUUAUUUAUUUAAAUAAAUUUUAAUAUUUAAAGCUUUA
Messenger RNA from Daktulosphaira vitifoliae (grape phylloxera), 1990 nucleotides. RefSeq names its product caseinolytic peptidase B protein homolog. The transcript has 10 exons. Gene Ontology annotation, molecular function: protein binding; ATP binding; ATP hydrolysis activity. Gene Ontology annotation, cellular component: cytoplasm; mitochondrion. The record is from RefSeq and is a predicted model, not a curated record. NCBI's taxonomy places the organism in Eukaryota, Metazoa, Arthropoda, Insecta, Hemiptera, Phylloxeridae. Gene Ontology annotation, biological process: cellular response to heat. The coding region runs from base 121 to 1923 and encodes 600 amino acids.